Molecule: messenger RNA, 777 nt
Organism: Eruca vesicaria subsp. sativa (arugula)
Lineage: Eukaryota; Viridiplantae; Streptophyta; Magnoliopsida; Brassicales; Brassicaceae
Source: the annotation of a GenBank genome assembly
AUGUCUCGUAAAGAGAGAGAAACCUUUGUCAGUGAUCGCCGAAGUAAAUUGUAUGAGAUGGUAGAUGAUCCUUCAAAAGAUUCAAUAGUUUCGUGGAGUGAGAGCGGAAAGAGUUUCAUAGUUUGGGAUGAUGUGGAGUUUAGAAGAGCUAUUGGUCUUCCCGGAGGGUGCCUUGGAUACUUGGGCUUUUCACUAUCUCAUAAAUCUCAUGAGCAAUUGGAAUAUACAUGCCCUUAUUUUAUCAGAGGUCAGCCUGACCUUCUUAAAAGACCGUCACAAGAUGAGACCGACAACGACAACGAGGGCUUGGACAGUAGCAAUGAAGGACUUGUUCCCUUUAGCAGCCUUUCUUGCUACAAAGAGAUGUGGAGACGUUACAAGAAGGAGCGUCCCGCUUCCUCAUCAAAUCGACGCCCUCGCCCCCUUUUCCUCAGAGAAGUGUACGAUAUGGUGGAUGAUCCUUCAACUGAUUCAGUUGUCUCGUGGAGUGAGAGUGGCAAGAGUUUCAUCGUUUGGAAUGAAUCUGAGUUCCUCGGAGAUGUUCUUCCUAGUCGCUUACCCUACUACGUAUACAAAGAUAUGACAUCCCUCACCACCUCGCUGCGUGCCAGUGGCUAUACUAGAGUUGAAGAAUCCGAGCAUUGGGAAUACACAGCCAAUUAUUUGGUGAGAGGCCAGCCUCCCCCUCCUAAGAGUACAUCCCCAUCCAGAUAUGAGCAAUUUAUGGUUACUCCAGAAUUUGCCAGAAUCCUCGAGAGGCAUUCCCGAAAUAAAUAA